Molecule: messenger RNA, 2331 nt
Organism: Cinclus cinclus
Lineage: Eukaryota; Metazoa; Chordata; Aves; Passeriformes; Cinclidae
Exons: 20
Coding region: 1-2331 (776 amino acids)
Biological process (GO): calcium ion transmembrane transport; intracellular calcium ion homeostasis
Cellular component (GO): endomembrane system; membrane
Molecular function (GO): calcium:proton antiporter activity
Source: RefSeq, a predicted model, not a curated record
AUGGGGGCGGCUCCCGGGGGCGCGCAUGUCCGGCCCCGCCCGUUAAAUUCCGCCGGGCCGGGCCGGGCCGGGACCACCGGCCCUGGACCUGCUGCUCUAGCUAUGGCCACUGACGCCGAGCCCGGGCGCCGCCGCCGCUGCUGCUGCGCGCAGGACACGCCCGAUGCUCCCAAGGUCCUGGAUUCCUGCGGUGACAGUGACGGCCCCCACCGCGGCUCCCUCUGUGACCGGCACUGCGCUGCUAUCAACAACGUGCAGGGGGACUUGGGCGACCUGGGCUGUCACCUACACCGUCCCCAUGUCCCCCCAGCCACAUCCACCCCAUCCUGCUGCCAGCAGCACUUGGAGGAGGCAUGUGAGAGCUGUGUGGUGAAAACCACCCUGACGGCCGAGAAUGCUGUGGAGGCCAACAAACUCUCCAACAACUACAAGUUUGGCUUCAAGAAAUGGAAGGGCCACGUGACGGCGCGGCCCUGGGAGGACCGAUCCGAGAUUGUCAAGGAGCUCUACUCUGACCUCAAUGUCAUACGAGGCUGUGGAGGGUCCACACUGACAUACGGGAAUGUCCUUUACCUGCUGCUCUUUGGCUGGUGGCUCUCGCUCCUUUAUGUCCUCGUGGCUGCCGUGAUGUUUGUCACUGUCAUGGGGGCUCCUUAUGGGUGGCUCUGCUGGGACCUGGCUGGGUAUUUUCUCUGGCCUUUUGGCAAAGUGAUCCAGAAAGUUGAGGUCCCCAAAUCCUAUCAGACAUCUGAAGCUGGGACAGGGGAGAGCUCAGCCCUGCUCGGGGGUCCCACACCGUGCCGCUGGCGCCCACGGUGCUGGCUGGGCACUGGAUACUGGCACCAUGCCAGCACUGCAGUGUGGCUGUGCCUGGGCUACCCAGUGCUGGUGCUCGCCCACGGGCUCGUGUGCGUCACCGCGUGGCUCCUCAUUGUCCUCAUCCCUGUGGCCAAGCUGAGCGCCCGCACCACCUCCCGUGUCCUGCUGCUGCCCCCGGAGCGGGUGCUCAUCCGGCGCCUGAGGAUGACAGAGGUGCCUCUGGAGGGAGAGGUGAUUCUCUGCUGCUACUGCGCUGCCAACCCCUACUACUACAAAUACGCUGUGGACGGCAUCAACGUCUUUGCCGUCAACCUGCUGCCACUGGUGCUGGUGACGCUGGUGCUGGGCUAUGUGGACAGCCCCAACCACCUGACCGGCUCCGCCGUCAAGUUCACCUUGGCCCUGCUCUCCAUCAUGCCCCUCUCCUACUACAUCGGCAUGGCCAUUGCCAGCAUCUCAGCCCAGAGCAACUUUGCGGUGGGGGCGGUGGUGAACGCGACGUUCGGCUCUAUCACCGAGCUCACCUUCUACAUCACCGCGCUCAUCAAGGGCUCGCGGGAGGGUAACCGCUGCUACGCCGAGGUGGUCAAGUCAGCCUUGACAGGGACGCUGGUGGGCUGUGUCCUCUUUGUGCCGGGUCUGUGCAUGGUGAUCGGGGGCAUCCGGCACCAGGAGCAGCGGUUCAACAGCCGCUCUGCUGGCGUCAGCUCAGCCCUGCUCUUCCUCUCUGUGGGAGGUGUCUUUGCCCCAACGCUCUUCUCCAAGGUGUAUGGGAAGCUGGUGUGUGGCGAGUGCCACAAUGUCACCCAGAACCCGCUGGGCCACUACCUGUGCCACAACUGUCACUUUGACCUGAUGGACGACAACGGCACCCUCUACUACAGCCACGUCCAACCUCUGGUGUACACAGUGUCCAUCCUGCUCCCUGCUGCCUACCUCAUCGGGCUCUUCUUCACCCUCAAAACCCACACACACAUCUACGACAUCCAUAUCAGCGACUGUCACAUGCCUGGCCACCACCACAGUGCCGUGGUCCACUGGUCCCGCUGGCGGGCCCUGGUCAUCCUCCUGCUCUCCACCCUCUGCAUGUCGGCCUGUGCUGACCUGGCCACAGAGCACAUCAGCCCCAUCCUCACCAACUCCACCAUCUCACAGUACUUUGUUGGCGUCACAGUGCUGGCAAUGGUGCCUGAGCUGCCAGAGAUUGUCAAUGGCAUCCAGUUUGCACUGCAGAACAAUCUGAGCUUGAGCAUCGAGAUUGGGAACUGCAUCGCGGUGCAGGUCUGCAUGCUCCAGAUCCCCAUCCUGGUGCUCUUCACCAUCUUCUAUCCAACCAACUUCACGCUUGUCUUCAGCGAUCUCCAUGUCUAUGCCAGCAUGUUCAGUGUGGUGCUCAUGAACUACAUCUUCAUGGAUGGCAAAUGUGACUAUUUCCAAGGCACGGUGCUGGUGAUGGUUUACUUCAUCCUCCUGGCCGUCUAUUUCUUCGCCCCCUCGCCCAGCGGCUGCUGA